CAGUUUAACACAGACGGUUCAGUGACAAAUGUACCACUAUCCCGUUAGAUGUAGGAAGCCCGUGUGCUCCAGUGUAUACCCACUGUAGACUUUGCGGCUAUUGUUGUGAUUCCGCGAUUUGGGUGACAGCUCCAGUGGAUCAAAAAAUUCCAGGCGCAACCGAAUAAUGAGAAGAGGGAUUUACAAUAUUUCUACUGCACGGAUAGCGCAGAGAGAGAUCCACAAUAAAAGAUAUUGACAUGAAGAAAGACAUUGAGACAUUGAUAGCAGAGGAACGCGCUGACAUCAUCUUGAAAUAUGAUACGGAGGAAGAGUUCACACUUGUUUGAGCGUGUCGUUAAAAAGCACGACCGUCGCUCUAAGAGGGAUAAGAAAGAGAAGCCGAAUGUGUGUGGCAGACAGGAGGGGGUGGAGAUUGACCCCUGGGAGGAUGCAGAUUACUGUAUUUACAGAGUCACUGACCGUUUCGGGUUUCUGCAUGACGAGGAUCUGCCAGCCCCUAGUGCACACGAGGAGAAGAAAAAGAACCUGGAAAUUGAAAGGGUAGAAAAAUGGCUGAAGAUGGUGAAAAAAUGGGAUAAAUACUGGAACAGUGACAGGAUGGUAAAGCGUGUGUAUAAGGGUCUCCCCCUGCAGCUGAGAGGCCAGGCCUGGGCCCUGAUGCUGGAUGUGGAGAAGUUGAAGAAUGAGAACGAGGGGAAGUAUGAGAGGAUGAAGGAACAGGCCAGAAUGUUCUCCCAGGAAAUCAAACAGAUCGAUCUGGACGUGAACAGGACGUUUAGAAACCACAUCAUGUUCAUGGAUCGAUUCGGAUUCAAACAGCAGUCUUUAUUUCAUGUCCUGUCUGCCUAUUCAGUCUACAACACGGAGGUGAGCUACUGCCAGGGCAUGAGCCAGGUCGCCGCCUUGCUGCUGAUGUACAUGAACGAGGAAGACGCCUUCUGGGCCCUGUCACAGCUACUGACCAAUCAGAAGCAUGCCAUGCACGGUUUCUUCAUUCCUGGGUUUCCCAAACUGCAGCGCUUCCAGGCGCACCACGAUCAGAUUCUCUCCAAACUCAUCCCCAAGCUGAAGAAACAUCUGGACAGGGAACAGAUGUCCUGUGGGAUCUACUGCACUAAAUGGUUCCUGCAGUGUUUCAUUGACAGGACCCCGUUCACCCUGACUCUACGCUUGUGGGACAUCUACAUUCUGGAAGGAGAGAAACUUCUUACUGCCAUGUCCUACACAAUCCUUAGAAUAUUUAAGAAACGUCUCCUGAAGAUGAAUCUGGAGGACCUGAGAGAGUUUCUUCAGGAGAAGAUCGCCCUGUCUUUCCUCAACAGCGAUGAUAUCAUCAUCGAUCAGCUGCAGGCCUCCAUGGCGGAACUACGCAAGAUGAAGCUGGACCUUCCACCCCCAGCCAAGCCAGAUGAGCUGCCACAGAAGGCCCUGGGUUUGGAGCUACCUGUUCUGCUCACCCCUCUCAAGCCCCCCAGGGGAGUCUCCCCUGACCAGGGAUCCAAACGACCAGGAGCAGGGGGUCUGGGUCUCCACAUCAUCACCUACCAGCCAGACAUCAUCUCCCAAGACGACAGCCCUUCCAAGGAGGACAGGAAGGACAAGGAAGCUCUCAACAUGGAGGAAGAGGAUGAGGAGGAAGUAUCUCUUCCAUCUCCAGACCCCAUUCUCAUCCACACCAUCCAGGCUCAAGUUACCCCCGAUGGGCCUCCCCAGGCUGGGGCUGGGCCACCACCUUAUGAGCCACCAGGGGGUAAUGAGCCCAAUGUUAUGGGACAACCUGCCAUUCUUAUGGUACUCCACAAAGAAAAAAGUGUUGAGAGCUCCUCUGGUCCAGUGGCUUUACCAGAGACACAGGUCGUAGUUCAACAGGGUACAAACACACCUCCACAAAGCCCCAUGGAGGAGUCGACCGUGACUGCCCCAGUUUCCCCUUCAUCCCUUAGCCCUCCCCAGCCACCCUGCAGGGUCCCCCGGACUCAGUCAGCACCCUUAGCCCAGGCUUCCCAGCGGCCUACGGGCCUGGCCCAGAGUGAGAGCCGUUCAGUGGGGGAGAGGGCGGAGGAUGGGUACCUGGCCAGGCUUCUGGAGCAGGCCAUGGCUCUGCCUAAACACAGGGCCCAGACAGGAGAAAAAGGAGAGCCAGGAGACCCAGAAUGGCCAGUUCGAUUCUAGAGCACUGCAAUGCAUUCUAAGUUCUAAGUUGUCUACACGACUGACAUUGCAGAAACAUAGUGUUAUGUUGUAGGAGAAGCUGCCAUAGUGGAGUGCCAAGGACAGUGCCACAUUCUCUCCCAUCAUCGUGAAAGCAUUACAGCUUACUUCAUUUUAGUAGUUUUGUAAUAUUCUAACAAUGGACAUUAUGUUUGCUUAGAGAGCCUUUGUAAAAUAUUUGUUAGUAUAGUCUUAUUUUACUAUAGUUUUAUUUUUGUAUGUGGACACCUGCUUAUCGAACAUCUCAUUCCAAAAUCAUGAGCAUUAAUAUGGAGUUGGUCCCCCCUUUGCCUCCACUCUUCUGGGAUGGCUUUCCAUUAGAUGUUGGAACAUUGCUGCCGGGACUUGCUUCCAUUCAGCUACGAGCGUUAGUGAGGACGGGCACUGAUAUUUGGCGGUUAAGGCUGGCUCGCAGUCAACGUUCCAAUUCAUCCCAAAGGUGUUUGAUGGGGUUGAGGUCAGGGCUCUGUGCAGGCCAGUCAAAUUCUUCCACAACGAUCUCGACAAACCAUUUCUGUAUGGACCUCGCUUUGCGCACAG
Molecule: messenger RNA, 2754 nt
Organism: Oncorhynchus mykiss (rainbow trout)
Lineage: Eukaryota; Metazoa; Chordata; Actinopteri; Salmoniformes; Salmonidae
Product: USP6 N-terminal-like protein
Biological process (GO): regulation of GTPase activity
Molecular function (GO): small GTPase binding; GTPase activator activity
Source: RefSeq, a predicted model, not a curated record